AUGAACCAAGACCACGUCUCGAGACACAUCCAGAACGACGCCUUGAUCUGUGAAUACGGCCAGACCCUCUCCGCCAAGCACCACCACGACCGCUCUCACUUCCCACAUGUAGCACAGACCAUGAGAGAGCUCGGGAGGUUUGUUCUGGCCGUCAAAGAACUGGACAGCAAUGUGCAGUUUUUGCAGGAUCUAUUUCUCCAAAACAAGUUUGAUCUGGUUGUGGAUGUGGCUAAAAAGACUAUGUGUUUUGAGAGGCCUUCGAGCACCAGCAAAUCCUCGUCACUGGUCUCAAAGAUGGGAUCCUCUCUGAAAGGAGCUGCUGAAAUGGCUUUGAAAGGAAAUCACCUGAAGGACAAAGAAUCUGAGCUCCAGAUAAAGUCUUUCAUCGACCUUCUAAAUGCAAAAUGGUACUCGAGUUUUCCCCCCUACACUCCCUCACCUGUAAAAGACAUGCUCCUCAAAGUGGAUGCUUCCACAGUGAUUCCAGACUUGGUCAAACUCCACCACUUCAUCUCCCAGGAGGAGGAGGAGGCCAGGAGGGACAUGCUGCACAAGCCAACUUUGUCCACAUGGAAGAAACUGGGAGAAGCCACGUUAGCAGACGUGUGCCUCUUCAACCGCCUCCGUGUGGGGAACAUCGGCCGCCUGCUCUUGGAAACCUACACUUUUAAAAGGAGCACUGGAGUGUUUGAGCCCUCUGCCGAGCAAAUCCGGAAAAGCACCAAAAUAGAAUUGGAGCUGGGUGAGCAGAUGAGCAGACUGGAGUUAGAAGGACAGUUUGGUAGGAGCAUGCUGGUGCUGCUGACCCAGAGGAUGGUGUCAUUAAUCGACCUCCUGGUGGAGCAUCGGGAUCAGCUGGGAGUAUCGCAGAGUAACCUGUACCUGUUUGCCCGCACUGAAGGCCCGUCUUCUCUCAGAGGACUGGACUGUCUGCGCAGGGCCGCGGUGGAGUGUGGCGUGGUGAACCCAGAAGCUCUGCUCUGCCCGUCGCUGAGACAGCAGGUGGCGAGUGGCUGGCAGCUCCUCAGUCUCUGUGAGAGCGACCUGGACAGAGUGUCUCAGCUGAUGGGCAGAUGCAGUCAGGAGUGUAGUCAGUUAUCCCAGAAUACAUCACUGUUGGAGGAGUUGACCAAGCAGCUGCUGCAGAUGAACCAGACCCCGUCCUUGGUGUCUAUGGCCUCACCAAAAGAGGGAGCCCAGUCCAAGUGUCCUGCAAAGAGAAGACCAUGGAGUGAACAAGAGCAGGCUGCCGUGAAGCGCUUCCUCUCAGAGUUCAUCAGUAAAAUGAAAGUUCCUGGUAAAAAAGAAUGCAAUGCCUGUUUAGCAGCUGAGCCAGAUCUGUGCAGACGCUCUUGGACUGACAUCAAAAACUACGUCCAUAAUACUCUCCAAACACUAAAGAGGAGGCAGAACCAGCCGGAGAAAGUAAAGCCUGAACGAACCCCAGUGAAGCCGAGAAAACCAAAGCCUGUCGUCCAAAGCCCCAAGAAGCAUUGUGAAGUGACAAACAACAACCACACUGUGACUGAGGAAUCGUCGUCUUUCCCUGCAGAUCCGUCUCCCGGUUACGUCCCCUUUUGCACAGCUGAAGCCGCUUUGGGCUACGGCAACUCUACAUCACUCAAUACUUUAGAUGCGCAGGUGGUUCCUUCGUUCGCUCAGCUGGGAACAAACACAGCCAUGCAACCACUCCAUUCACCCGAAAGCAGAUAUCUGACAUCACUUCAGGAUCCAUCCAGUGUGGACCUGCCUUUUGUAGACCUUGGUCUAGACAUUGAGCCACUUGCUUCUCAUGCAUCGCUCAAUUGUCCGACCACUUCCAUGCUUCCGACCUACACGACUCUAAGCACUGCCGUCUUCCCUCCCUACUCCACAGCCAACGAGAGAAACGAGUUUGGAACGCUGGAUUUCCCAAGCUCGUUUUUUAGCACUGCCCCUUUAUCACCCGUGGCUUGCACACAGGCCCCAGCUGAAGACUUUCUGUCAGCUCCCUCUGAACAGUCCACAGUUUACUCCACAAACUCUGCAGCUCACAAUGGAAGCACAAGUCGUGAGGAGAAGCUCGACUUCUCACCAGGGCAGCUCGCAGACCUCCAUCUUGUCAAAGUGCCUGGCAAAAGGGAGGCAUGUUGGAACAGGCUCUCGCUGCAGCCAGAGCAGCAGAGGGGGACUGAGGAUGAUCCCAAGGACUUUGUUUUGCUUGGGCAGUGCACACAGACCUUACAACAUGAGUGGGAUCCUCCUGAUGGCAGUGGCAUGUCCCUCAGCAUGCUGGCUGCAGCUGGAGGUCAGGACGACAUUCUGAGGCUGCUGAUCAGGAAAGGAGUGAGAGUGAACGGGCGGCAGAAGAACGGCACCACGGCUCUCAUGCAUGCAGCCGAGAAGAACUUCCUGACCACAGUGGCCAUCCUGCUGGAGGCUGGGGCCUAUGUGAACUCUCAGACGUUAGGAGGAGAGACUGCACUGAUGAAGGCGUGUAAGAGGGCCAACAUGGACGUGGUGCGCCUCCUGCUGGAGUAUGGAGCAGACUGUAACAUCAUGUCCAAACACGGGAAGAACACGGCCAUGUACUUUGCAAAACUGGGAAACAACCUGAUGGUGUGCGACCUCAUCAAGGACCACAGCACCAUGCUGUGCAGUGUGACAGACGAUGUGAUCAGGACAUACUUCGAGUCCCGCCUGGCCGUGCUGGAGCCUCUGUUCCCUUUGGCCUGUCACAGACUGUGUGAGGGGCCUGACUACUUCAUGGAGUUUGGGUUCAAGCAGCAGCCACAAGCUGAAGGAUCCGGGAUCAUGCUGUUCAUUUUCCACGCCAACUUCCAGAACGAGAUCACAGCUCGUCUUUGUGGUCCCUGCGCGGUGCACGCCGUGGUCCUGAACGACAAGUUCCAGCUGCCCAUAUUCCUGGACAGUCACUUCAUUUACUCGUUUAGUCCUGUUCCGGGCAUCAACAAGCUCUACAUCCGGCUGGCCGACUCUCCCGCAGCUAAGCUGAAGCUCCUCAUCGGUGCCUACAAAGUUCAGCUGCUGGGGACGUUCUGA
This is a messenger RNA of Knipowitschia caucasica, 3042 nucleotides long. The record is from the annotation of a GenBank genome assembly. NCBI's taxonomy places the organism in Eukaryota, Metazoa, Chordata, Actinopteri, Gobiiformes, Gobiidae.